Raphanus sativus (radish) is the source of this 1042-nucleotide messenger RNA. RefSeq lists its product as uncharacterized. The coding region runs from base 66 to 770 and encodes 234 amino acids. The transcript has 2 exons. Gene Ontology annotation, molecular function: ubiquitin protein ligase activity; zinc ion binding. The record is from RefSeq and is a predicted model, not a curated record. NCBI's taxonomy places the organism in Eukaryota, Viridiplantae, Streptophyta, Magnoliopsida, Brassicales, Brassicaceae. Gene Ontology annotation, biological process: positive regulation of DNA-templated transcription; protein ubiquitination; ubiquitin-dependent protein catabolic process. Gene Ontology annotation, cellular component: cytoplasm; nucleoplasm.
GUAUGUAAGUAUAAAUGCAUAUAUCUAGACCCUAAUCCUAAAAAGACUAAAUUUCACGUUAAGACAUGACAUCUGAGUAUCGUCCAAGAAUUAUUGUGAAUGGAACAAGAAGAACAAGAACGUUCCACUACUUCUAUUGCCGUCAUUGCAGCCGCACCAUUAGGCUUCGAAACUAUGGUCUAUAUGGUCCUUUAUGUCCUUUCUGUUCUAGAGAGAUCAAUCUCCACGAUGAGCUUGACAUUAUGAGGCUAAACCAACCUUAUUGGGAUACCGAUACCGACUGGAUCACUCUCCAUCUUAUCAAUUCAACGAGAAGCAACCGGUUCAAUCAUGAACUAGUUAACACCGAUGACGAAUUCGCUGAUGUCUUGCCUAACGAACGUGCCGGUCCACCACCGGCAUCUCCAUUCGCCAUUGAGGCUGUAAAUACGGUGACGAUCUCGGAAGAGAAUUUGGCAAAAGAGAAGGUUUGUGCGAUAUGCAAGGAGGAGUUUGAGGUUGGAGAAGAAGGAAAAGAGUUGAAAUGUUUGCAUUUGUACCAUCCAAGCUGCAUUGUGUCUUGGUUGAAUAUUCAUAAUACUUGUCCCAUUUGUCGCUCCGAGGUUAGCAUAGGCGUUUCCCGUAGUCCCAUUGACGAAGGACGGUCUCACAACCUCGAUAAUGUUCGAUCAAAUCGCGUUCGAACUCGGGUUUGUUCUUUGUGGCCUCUCCAAAUGAUGUUUGACUGGGUACAUAAUCUCCUCGAUGUAAGAAUAACAAACAAACAGUAAAAAAAAAAGAAAGAAUAACAAACAGUACCUGAAAAACAUCAAAGAUAUUGCAAACAAGAAUAUUGUGUGAAAAUAGUAAUUGUAUAUAGACUAAAAUUAGGUUAAUGUGAGAGAAUGGAGUAAAAAUGCACAUCAAGAAGAAAAAUUAAUAAAGAGGCAACGAGCAUUAAAGGCGAAAAUAGGCGUUUAUGGAUUCGUGAAACAAAACUGACUAUAUUUAAUGUAAAUAUCAUCAAUUUGUUAUCUUUGCUUCCUUUGGAAGUGGUACGUAA